Molecule: messenger RNA, 1221 nt
Organism: Stereum hirsutum FP-91666 SS1
Lineage: Eukaryota; Fungi; Basidiomycota; Agaricomycetes; Russulales; Stereaceae
Exons: 3
Coding region: 1-1221 (406 amino acids)
Source: RefSeq, a predicted model, not a curated record
AUGUCUUCACCACAAAGUUUCGCUGGCGCCACAGCCACAUUACUAACUGGAGCAUCCCCACCCAACGUGUGCGGUCACAGGCCCAACGUGCCCAUGACCGAUCUGACAUCUAUUCUGACAUCCACCUCCGCAUCCUCACCCCAAUCCACUACUAGUUCGCCACCAACCAUGGCCUCUGGCUUCAAAGUCGUUGCCGGGUCUCGUUGCACGAUCGAUCCCCUUGAUCCCAAUCACAAACUAUUCAAAACACCAGGCCCGCUAGCCAACGGCGCUCCCCACAUCGCUCAGAUCAUUAGGAGCAACUCUUACCCCAGCGUUCCUCUUCAUCCACACGCUCCCAAGCCUGUCAUUCCCAGCGAGAAUGCCAAGUCCGGCUCUCGUUUCGUUGAGCGGCUCACUGAUUCUCACCCGGCGAAUCCACACACGGAUGCAGAGCUCGCGAGGAUCGUUUCAGAAGGCGUCAGUAUCCAGUCACGGCCUCAGGUGCAAGACCGACGACUUAUGGGUCUAAUUCGCAAGAGGUCGACCGCCAUGGUGGAGACGCGAUCAGUUCUGGGUCGUGGUAGGAUGAGUCUGAGCGCACGAGCAGGAUGUCUCGUCAAUCUCAUAAGCACCCUUCUCAGCAGUCCCCAAACACCCGGGCCCGUGCCCUCCUCAGGGUCUUCAUGCCUGUCCCCGCCCGCUGUGUCUCCUCCGUCCCCCCCGCCUGACUCUCUCCGUUCUGAAAUCUCGUCGAUAUGGCCUCCCGCCCCAUCGUCAUACGCAGAAUUCGGCGUCCUUGUACCAACCGCUUGGGAUCUUGAUCUCGCAUCGCGCACUCCCCCUACCAAUACUCGAAUGCAGGACGAUACGGAUACGCAAGCUUCGGUCGAUUCUAGCGAGACGAAAUCCGAGUGUGGCGACCUCGUUUGCAUGUGGACCAUAGUCGAUGGCAGACACGUCGGAUCCACCCCGCCCAUUACUUCGACCUCUCGAUUCGUCGAGUGUAUCCCCGAUUGCGGAUACGAUGACAUGUUGGGAUAUGCGGAUGACGUUCGGUUUGGAUGCAUCAAGGACCUCGAUUUAUACGACCUUAUCAGUUGUGAAUAUCAAGAUGAGGAGGUGGACGAGACGAAGGCCGAAACGUUGGAGGAAAUUCUCACUAGUAUGUUUGAAGAUCGACCGCGGGAUCGCAGAGCCAAGAUGCUGCCGGUGCGUUUGAUUCGGAUGCUUUCGCGUUGA